Messenger RNA from Ornithorhynchus anatinus (platypus), 3929 nucleotides. It is a transcript of the gene NAPG, whose product is annotated as NSF attachment protein gamma. Bases 101 to 1048 code for a protein of 315 amino acids. NCBI's taxonomy places the organism in Eukaryota, Metazoa, Chordata, Mammalia, Monotremata, Ornithorhynchidae. Gene Ontology annotation, molecular function: syntaxin binding; soluble NSF attachment protein activity. Gene Ontology annotation, biological process: intracellular protein transport. The record is from RefSeq and is a predicted model, not a curated record. The transcript has 12 exons. Gene Ontology annotation, cellular component: SNARE complex; vacuolar membrane.
UCCCGUAGUCCGCCCUCCGCUCCCGCAGCCGAGCAGGAGGGAGGAAGGAGCGGGCGGCGGCGGCGGCGUCCCCGGGCUCCCCUCGGCCGCCUCGGCGGAGAUGGCGGCGCAGAAGAUCAACGAGGGGCUGGAGCACAUCGCCAAAGCGGAGAAAUACCUGAAGACGGGUUUUUUAAAAUGGAAGCCCGACUACGAUAGUGCAGCUACCGAAUAUGGGAAAGCAGCUGUCGCUUUUAAAAAUGCCAAGCAGUUUGAGCAAGCCAAAGAUGCCUGUCUGCGAGAAGCUGCCGCCCAUGAGAAUAACAGAGCUCUUUUCCAUGCUGCCAAAGCUUACGAACAAGCUGGCAUGAUGCUGAAGGAGAUGCAGAAGCUCCCUGAAGCGGUUCAUCUGAUCGAGAAGGCCAGCAUGAUGUAUCUGGAGAACGGGACUCCUGACACAGCAGCGAUGGCUCUGGAAAGGGCAGGAAAGCUGAUAGAAAACGUCAAUCCAGAAAAGGCGGUUCAGCUUUAUCAACAGACAGCAAAUGUGUUUGAAAAUGAAGAACGCUUGCGGCAGGCAGUAGAAUUGUUAGGGAAAGCAUCCAGACUCUUGGUGAGAGUUCGCAGGUUUGACGAGGCUGCGUUGUCGAUUCAAAAAGAAAAGAAUAUUUACAAGGAAAUUGAGAAUUACCCAACGUGUUACAAGAAAACUAUUGCUCAAGUCCUAGUUCAUCUACACCGGAAUGACUAUGUCGCUGCGGAAAGAUGUGUCAGAGAGAGCUAUAGUAUCCCAGGAUUCAAUGGAAGUGAAGACUGCACAGCCCUGGAACAGCUCCUUGAAGGGUACGACCAGCAAGACCAAGAUCAAGUUUCUGAUGUCUGCAAUUCUCCCCUUUUCAAGUACAUGGACAAUGAUUAUGCCAAGCUGGGCCUGAGUUUGGUGGUCCCCGGGGGUGGAAUCAAGAAGAAGUCACCAGCAGUGACACAGGACAAGGGUGAAGGUACAACUGCACCGUCCGGGGCCCACGCGGAGGAGGAGGAGGAUGAAUAUUCCGGAGGACUGUGCUAGUCGGCCACCUGUAUGCUUGGCUCAGAAUAAGACAGACGUGCUACGUUGUGGACGUCGUGCUCACUUGGAAGUCCGAGAAUUCCCAGCACUUCAUUGCAGUCAUGAAAUUGGAAUCCAUAGCAAGCUUUUGAGGCCUUCCUCCCGGCCCGCCCUCCCUCCCCCCGGAAAAAAAGCAACGCCCGUACCCAAUCUUCUGGGAAACGUUUAGGAGUUAAUCGUUUCCAAGGUAAGAGCUGAUCCGGGGCCCCAGCCACCAUCGACAGUAAACUGUGUUUUGUUCAUUUGUCCGUCACCUGAUUCAUUUAAAAUGACAACAGACCCGUUUCGGAGCUGGGUCCCGAAGCUGAUGAUGGAGGAGAAUAAGGUUCCGUAACACAUUUAAAUGGAUAUUUUACUUGGCUUUUGGACUCUUAUCAAAGAAUAUUAUUUUCUUAUUGACAGCUGCUAAUGACAAUUAAGGGAUAUGAUUCCGGGUAGAGAGGUGGUUAAAUUUUUUGUCGUUGGGCUUUUUUUUGGCAUUUUGGGUUUUUUUUAAAGAGCAAAUCUGUUCCCCCCCACUAAGAUAAAUUUAUGUGGCCAAGUUCUAUCUUGUGCCCUCGGGAUAUUUUUUUUACCCUAUUGAACUAUGUAUUCUAAGUGUCUUUCAAGUGUGUUGGCAAACUGGUCUGAAGUGAUCCUGCCAAACCUCGCAGGCUAGGCUUGUGCUUGCAUACUGUCUGACUAAUGCAGCCUCCAUUUGCCCUUUAGACUCAAUUAUCUGGAUAUCCUGUCUGUCUGAAAUAUCGGGGUCCAUGAGACCGAGUGUGUUUGGGGAAUGAAAUUGUUGGGAUAGUUCGGCUAGUGUAGACCCUCCCUUGGACAUCGAUCAUCUUAAGAAAGACCAGUUAAGUGAUUCUUUCCUAGCCCCGCUGGGUCUUGAGUUAAUAGGACCCACUUGUUCCACACUUCUUGAUAACCUAUUUCAAUUGCACUUUCUCAGAUGGAGGAGACUCAGAGUAAAACUCAGAGCCACCCAUACCUCCUUACGCCCGCCAAAGAAAUGUAAAAAUACCGACCCUGGUAGAAAUCUUACCUAUAUUAAAACCUGCUGCUUAGAAGCCUCGGCAAAGUGGAAAAUCAGCAUGAUUCUAUAGGAGAGAUGGAAUGGUUUGGGAAAAUGCGCUUAAAGCUCUGGGCUUCUAAGAUUUGAGCUUUCAGUUGUUUCCAGGGGUAGAAUCGGAAGUGGUCCGUGGGAAGGGUUCCUUUGAUUUUGUGGGAAUUUUUCUUACGCGCCCUUAGUUUUACAAGUUUCAGGAGCCCACAUCAGCAUGCAUUUAAAGUGAUGUCUUCUGUGGACUACUCCUAAGUAUUGAUCUCUUGGAGAAAGGUCUUAGAAAUCAGAAGGCUUGAGAUAUCUGAGCUUACAGAGAGCUGAACUACUGCCCGUAGUGGGAACACGAGAGGAUGACGGAAAACUUUGGUCACAAAUCCUGACCGACAUCUUGACCACUGUCACCGCUUGAGAAGAAUAGUUUCUUUCAGUACCGCAGCGUGUCGUCUCGAGAAAGAUGUGCCUCGUGGGAAGAACGUUCCUUAAUUCCUCAAUAGCAUUCUCUCCAAAUCAGAUGUGAAAACCCAUGUUGUAGAAGAGCUGCCUUUACUGAGCAGGAGUGGCUAGUCCACUUCUUGCGUGCACACCGUUGGCAUUGUUUUGGAUUUCUGUGUUUGUAUCUAUGUGUGUGUGUGCUUUUGAAAUUCUACUUAACGUUGCAUUUACCAGGGAAGCUCCUCUAGGUCCUCCGACACCCUUGUCUUCUGUAGGUGAGCCGGGCCAGACUUCUCAAGCUCCCGAUGAGCCUGUGACCCCCUCGAGGUGACCUCAUUUCAGUAACUGUCAGCCUUGAAGAAUGGGAACCCCUAUAACAAGAACACUAAUUUAUUAUUUAAGUCUUUGAUUCUUUAAAAUCAGCCCUCGGCAAGUGUCGGCCGAAGUUCUGGAAUUUCUAAUAAAAUAUAUUGAGACUGAAGUUGGUCAGGUCUCAAUAACGUUGCACUGGGAAUUUUCCGCUUAAAGGUUUGGGUUUCCCAUUGACGACUUCACCACCGACGCUUUCCCACUUAUAGCCGGUCCAAAGCUUCUUUUGGUUUGAAGCCUGGGGAAGAUGUUUCUCUGAACAAAUUAUUAUUUAUCCCAGUGGAGUAUGGCAGUCCUUUAAAGAAACGUGAGUCUGUAACAGACUUUUCUCGGACUAGGUUCGUUUGACCCCAGUGGGAAGGCGAGUUAUAAAUGGCUCUUGCCUAGCUGUCUGUACGAUAAGAUGGAAAAGGCAGGAAUGACCUGGUGUGUGCAGAUAAUAAGGAGAAGCAAUAGAACUGUGAGUGAAAUCUCCAGCCAAACAUAUCCGUGUGUUAGUUUGAUGGUAUUUUUCUCUGGGUUAAAGAAUAAAGCACAGCACUUACCGUCUGCCAUUUGGACUAUUUCUUUGUGAUCGGGGUUAUAUUGUAUCACAGUGCAGAGUAUGUAUUCCAAAUUGAUCAUUGAUUUUUUUAAUGUUAUUAUGCGGUUUUCCCACUUUUAAAUAUUUUAACGUGAAGACAGUGUCAGAUUCAGUUUCGUGAAAGAAUGUUUUCCAGAACUCAUAGUACCCCCUUAUUUACCAAAAGUGAGAUUUUUGCAUGAAGAUCCUAAGAAUAACAUUCAGCGUAAUAGUCAACUGUAAGUGAAAUCAGUCUACGAAUUGUAUUUAAUAUAUGGAAUUUGUCUGUACAUAUGCCUGUACUUCUCCCAGCUCUGUGUCGUUUGGUAGAAUAUUAAAUAUGGGAUGUGGGUGAUGCGAAUUAUUGCUUCUCAGGAAAGAGGCAUCAUGCUUUGAAUAUUAUGAAAAUAAAACUUGAAGCUGUA